Messenger RNA from Eptesicus fuscus (big brown bat), 1068 nucleotides. RefSeq names its product basic salivary proline-rich protein 2-like. The transcript has a single exon. The coding region runs from base 1 to 1068 and encodes 355 amino acids. Lineage: Eukaryota; Metazoa; Chordata; Mammalia; Chiroptera; Vespertilionidae. The record is from RefSeq and is a predicted model, not a curated record.
AUGCGCGCCCCGACGGCCGGUCCCGCGCGGCCCGGGCUGCGCGCCCGCCGCCACCUCCGGGGGCCGCCGCGCUCCCCGCCUGGCCGCCCGGCCGGGCCGCGAGCAUCACGUGGCCGGGCUCCCCGCGGGGCGCCGGCCCCCGCCCCUCGCCCCACCCCCCGGCCGGCUCCCGAGCCUCCGCCAAGGCCCGCCUCCCCGCCGGGGCCCGCGGCCCGCCCCGCCGCGAGCGCGCAGGUGACAGCCGGGGACCGGGCGUCUGGAGAGAAAAGCGCGCUGCCAAGCGGCCUCCGCGGGGUCGGGGAGUGGGGAUCGGCCUCCCCGACCCGCCGGGGGGGUCUGGACCCCCGUACCCGCCGGGAGCGGCGCCCCUCUUCACCCCCGGGUGCCAGGGCCUCCGGGGGUCGCCGCCCACCCGCUCACGGUCCCGCUUCGCUGCCCAAGGCUCCUGCCCCGAACUCACCCGCUGCGGACCCAGCGGUGGCCGCCGCCUCUGGGACAUGGACCCUCUCCAGCCUCACGCAGCCCGGCGGGGCCACCUCACCAACCCCGUUUACUGAUGGGCAAACUGAGGCUCCACACACGUCGAGUGGCAGCCGGGACUUGAACCCCAGGUCCGACUGCAAAUCCUCCCGCGUUCCCUGCCGUGCCGCCGCCUCGGCCCCCGCCGUGGAACGCUUCCCACGUGUGCAGCGCGCCCUGGCCGACUUCCCCGGUCCUGCGGGCCAGCGAGCUGCGGCACGCACCCCAGGGUGUGCCCUCGUCCCCAACGGGGAACCGGAGUGCAGGUGCAACCCCGGUGCGGUCCCUCAGGCGGCCCCUCUCUUAACGGGCUCCUCCUUUUCUGUUCUCCUCCUUCCAAGCCCUGUUUCCUGGGCUCCCUCCUCUCCGAAAGCCCAUCCCACAAGCUGCGGCGGCGGGGCCUUCCACCUGGACAGGGGACUCCCUUCCUCCUCGGUGUGUCUGCAGCGCCUCCUGCAGGCGAUCGGGGGCUGGUGCAGGCCUGUCGCGGGGCCAGCCAACAGCGAUGGCUGUGUGUCCCGCAAGAAGCUGAAAGGCUCCAUGGACUAG